This is a messenger RNA of Annulohypoxylon truncatum, 2436 nucleotides long. RefSeq names its product putative GABA transporter. Gene Ontology annotation, cellular component: membrane. The transcript has 4 exons. Gene Ontology annotation, molecular function: transmembrane transporter activity. NCBI's taxonomy places the organism in Eukaryota, Fungi, Ascomycota, Sordariomycetes, Xylariales, Hypoxylaceae. Gene Ontology annotation, biological process: transmembrane transport. The record is from RefSeq and is a predicted model, not a curated record. The coding region runs from base 254 to 1876 and encodes 540 amino acids.
ACGAAAAACUGCAACAACCUAGCAACACCGACCGCACCGCCGUGAUUACCUGCCUACUUGGGAGUAGGUUUUUGCUUCAAUUUCAAUCAAUUCCGACUCGGGGAGUCACAUGCUACCGACCUCCAAGUCGGGUUUUGCGCUUUGGUUUUCGGAUUUUAUGGGGUGAUAUAUCAUUUACAUUUUUAGAAGUGUUGGAUUGUUGGUACUGUUGGUACUUUUCCCAAAAUCACAAAGGUCAUCGUCGUCUUUCACCAUGUCAAAGGACUUCAUCGAACCGAUCGAGCCAAUCGAGCUUCAGCUUCCAACUCAAUCCGGCAAUAUGUCAUUCCUAACGAAGUCAGAGCAAUCGAGCGGCUCCAAUCAAGAUGAUAUCAUACUCAGACAGUUAGGAAAGCGACCGUUACUCAAUCGUAGUUUUGGCUUUAUGUCCAUCCUUGGACUAGCAUGCUCCGCCAUGUGCUCGUGGGAAGGAAUUCUGGUCACUUCCGUUCCUACCUUUAGCCUUGGGGGCCCGGCAGCCGUAGUAUGGGCGUUCGUUCUUGGAUGGAUUGGGACCAUUUCGGUGACAGCCACGAUGGCGGAGUUGGCAUCGGUCGCACCAACAGCCGGUGGACAAUAUCACUGGGUUGCCAUGAUAGCACCAGAGUCCUGCUCUGCUUUCUUAACUUAUGUCACUGCCUGGCUUACAACCCUGGCCUGGCAGGCUAUGGCUAUCACCUCUAGUUACACGACUUCCACCAUCCUCCUUGGUAUCGUCGUGUUGGCAAAUCCCACAUACACGCCUUUAUCGUGGCACACUAUCCUUACGAUGUGGGCGACAACAUCGUUCGCCGUACUGCUGAACUUAACUGGGGGCCGCGUGCUGGCAAAGUUCGAAGGUCUAAUCCUUGUUCUCCAUCUGGCGGGUUUCUUCGGUAUAUUGGUUCCUAUGGUGUACUUCGCGCCGCAUAAUCCCCCAGACUUCGUCUUUACCACGCUUUUCAAUAAUGGGAACUGGCCGACCCAAGGGUUGAGCUUUCUCGUUGGCUUCCCCACGGUUGCCACUGCGCUGAUAGGUGCUGACUGUGCAGUCCACAUGUCAGAAGAGAUCCAGUCUGCAGCCAUCGUGGUACCGAGGGCGUUGAUGUAUAGCAUCUUUAUAAAUGGAGCACUUGCAUUCGCAAUCAUCGUGGGUCUGAUGUUCUGCAUAUCGGACUUAGAUGCGGCAGUUGAAGCAGCAAACACGAUGUUUUAUUCGUUUCUCGAGAUUUUCCAAUCCGCAGUCAAGUCGACAACAGGUGCCUGUCUUAUGGCCGGCAUCAUCUUCAUCUUAUCUUUAGCGAGCUCCAUAAGCGUCUAUGCCUCCGCAUCCCGUAUGAUGUGGUCGUUCUCACGAGAUAAGGGGCUUCCCCUGAGCAGAUACCUAGUCAGGCUCACCAAAGAUAGAUUGCCGAUGAAUUCCAUAUUAUCAACGACUGCGAUUACGCUCGUCCUCUCUUUGAUGGUACUCGCACCCAGUGUCGCGCUCUCCGCUUUACUAUCGCUUGUUGUCGCAGCGCUAUAUUCUUCCUACCUCCUUGUGAGCUGCUUACUUCUCUGGCGACGUUGCACAGGAGGCUUCAAACCCUACACACCAGGUAUAGAUAUUCAUGAUUCUGGUUCUCCGACGUGGGGUCCUUGGAAACUCCCCGAGCCAUUGGGAACCGUGAACAACGCCUUCGCCUGCAUGUACAGCGCAUUGCUUCUAUUCUGGUCCUUUUGGCCUCAGACUACGAACCCAGCCCCGGAAACGUUUAACUGGAGCGUCUUGGUAUUUGGAUUUGUUCUCUUGUCUAGUAUCUCUUGGUACAUAUUAAAGGCAAGACACUACUUCAAAGGGCCAAUUAAGGAGGUCUAACGUGUACAAAUACUACGGGUCAAUCAAGAGUAUCUAUAGAUACGACUUCAUCAAAUUAAAGGCGGCAUCACUAUAUCCUUAUGUGAAAAUUGACAAAUAUGAUAUUCAGGAGUUCUAGGAACGAAGGCCUUCCAUGCGAGUUGUGCGGCGGAACGCGGUAUAUUCACUAGCAACGCUGACCGUACGGCAUGAUGGCGAGAUCGACUUAAGUCGAAUUUAUAUAGUAGGGCUACAAUAUAGGAUUGUAACAAGAUUCGUCACUAAGGAUAAAGUAGCCCCGUAGGGAAGUCAGCGACUCGACGCCUGCUCAGGAACAAGAUUGCGGUGCGGUCAAGGUGUAGGUCCUCCUACCUACCUCAAGGCCGACUUGAUAUCCGGCAAAGGUCAUACUCACGGCCUUUUACGUGACAUUAAGGGUGAUGAUACGUCUACUACCCAUCUUCUAUACACUCGAUAAAAAAGAAAUUUUAAAGGCCCAGCCCGAGGUAUUAUUUAUCGGCUCCUGGCUACUGCGCCCCCGCUAUUGGGUAUUUCUUUGCCACUCCAUUUCAGGCCCCAGA